Cylindrotheca closterium is the source of this 3270-nucleotide messenger RNA. NCBI's taxonomy places the organism in Eukaryota, Bacillariophyta, Bacillariophyceae, Bacillariales, Bacillariaceae. The record is from the annotation of a GenBank genome assembly.
AUGAAAUUUGUAACCUUGAUUGCGCUGUCCUUUGUCUCCACAAAGGUCGAUGCGUUUCAAACAGCAUCUAAGCCAUGGGCAAGUAGUAACGUUGGCAAGUCGGCUCUUUACGUCGAAAAGAAAAAGGUGGUUGUGAUCGGAAAUGGUAUGGUAGGACAGCGUUUCAUGGAAAAGCUGCUCGAUCACGCUGGAGACGACGUCGAAGUGUCUACCUUCUGCGAAGAGCCCCUUGCUGCUUAUAACCGCGUCAAACUGACAAGCUAUUUCGAAACUCGUAAUCCUUCCGAUCUAAGCAUGACGUCGGAAUUCGACAACCAAGGUUCUACUUCCUGGUACGACGAGAAUGGAGUGAAGAUCUUUAUGAAAGACAAGGCCGUUUCAAUUGACACGGACAAGAAGACCGUCACCGGUGCUUCUGGCCGAGAAAUCAACUAUGACGCUUGUGUCUUGGCCACAGGAUCGUUUCCCUUUGUACCUCCGAUCCCUGGAAAGCAACGUCCUGGUGUCUUCGUCUACCGAACCAUUGAAGACCUUGAAGCCAUGUUGGCCUAUGCGAAGGAAAACAACGUGAAGUCAGCUGCUGUGAUCGGAGGUGGUUUACUUGGACUUGAGGCAGCAAAAGCCGUCAAGGAUAUGGGAAUUACCUCGCACAUUAUUGAAUUUGCUGAUAUUCUCAUGUGCCGCCAACUUGAUGAAGGAGGACAUGGCGCAUUGGUGGGAAAAAUCGAAGAAAUGGGACUUCAUGUGCAUUGCGGUGCUCGGACUGAAUCAUUCGUUGGCACGGAUGGCUCCACGGACAAUGAUUCCAUGGCUCCUGUUGCGGCACUGAAGUUCAGCAACGGCUGGGAUGACCUACCUGUUGAAAUGGUUGUCGUUUCGGCCGGAAUCAAGCCUCGAGAUGAGAUUGCUCGUGACUCUGAAUCGAUCGAGAUCGGAGAGCGUGGCGGUGUGGUCGUUGAUGACUACCUUCGAACAUCCCAAGACGGAGUUUAUGCUGUCGGUGAAAUUGCCCUACACAAGAAUUUUAUCUAUGGCUUGAUCGCUCCUGGUUACAUUAUGGCCGAUGUCUGUUCCAAAGCUGUUGCUCAUGAUCUGGGGAUCAAGGUUUCCGACCAAGCUCCUAGCUUCACUGGUGCCGAUAUGUCUACUAAGCUCAAGCUACUGGGAUGCGAUGUGGCUUCUUUCGGUGUCAACCAACCCAAACCUGACGAUUUGGAUGUGCAGGAACUGGUGUGGAACGAUCCUUUUGGUGGUAUCUACAGAAAACUCAUUUUCAACAAAGCUGGAACAAGACUUCGUGGUGGAAUCUUGGUCGGGGAUGCAUCUGAUUAUACACAGCUCCAUAAGUUGGCCGUCGGAGAUGAGGACUUUCCUGAUGAUGUCACACCUGCGAUGCUUCUACCCCCAGCUUCCUGCAAAUCUGCAGCAGCUGAUAACAGAGAAGAAGUUCCUUCUGAUCCCAAUGCCCAGAUUUGUUCUUGCAACGACAUUACGCGAGGAAAUGUAGUCGAGAUAAUUCGUGAGCUUGGUGUAGAAGGCGCUUCCCUAGCCGAGGUGAAAAAGUGCUCAAAGGCCGGAACUGGGUGCGGCGGUUGUGAACCACUCGUCAAGUCAAUUCUGAAAACAGAACUGGAAGCGAUGGGGGGAGCCAUGUCUAAUAACAUCUGUGAACAUUUCGACUAUUCUCGCCAGGAGUUAGUUGCUUUGAUGCGGGCUGAGAAAGAUCCAUCAAACGUUGAUUCCUUUGACAAAGUCUUGGAGAAAUUUGGACACGGCAAUGGUUGCGAAGCCUGCAAACCAACUGUUGGUUCUAUCCUUGCAUCAUUGCAAAACAAAAUGGUCCUUGGAGAUGAACGCUAUCAGAUGCAAGACACAAAUGACCGCGCUCUGGCAAACAUGCAACGUGGGGGUACAUACUCCGUGGUUCCUCGUGUUCCAGGAGGCGAGCUUACUCCAGAACAACUUAUUGUUUUGGGGGAAGUUGCGAAGAAGUACAACCUUUAUUGCAAAAUCACCGGCGGGCAACGUGUAGACUUGUUUGGGGCAGCGAAACACGAGCUACCAUCUAUUUGGGAGGAGCUUGGAAAGGUUGGAUUUGAAUCAGGUCAUGCGUACGGAAAAGCACUGCGAACUGUGAAGUCUUGCGUAGGUUCGACAUGGUGUCGAUAUGGCGUGCAAGACUCCGUCUCGUUUGCAGUCAGGGUUGAAAACCGAUACAAGGGUAUCAGGUCUCCACACAAGAUGAAGUCGGCAGUAUCUGGAUGUGUUCGAGAAUGCGCUGAAGCUCAAGGCAAGGAUUUCGGAAUGAUCGCAACAGAAAAUGGGUAUAACUUAUACGUCGGAGGCAAUGGAGCAACUAAUCCAGUCCACGCCCUGCUGUUGGCUGCUGACAUUGACGAAGAUACUGUCUUGAAAUACCUCGACCGAUACAUUAUGUACUACAUCUUGACUGCCGACAAGUUGGAGAGAACUGCAGUUUGGCAGAGUAAGCUUCCUUCUGGGAAGAAUGGUGGGGGUCCUAUCGAGCAUCUCAAGGAAGUGAUCAUUGAAGAUUCUCUUGGUCUUUGCGAAGAGCUUGACAGCCGUAUGCAGCACUUGGUGGACACGUAUCACGAUGAAUGGGCCGAGGUUGUUAACGAUCCAAAAUUGCGAAAGCAGUUUGAUCAGUUUGCAAAUACAGACGAAAACAUCGACAAAGACAGCAUGAUCGAGUUCAUUGACAUGCGUGGACAAGCGAGACCUGCCGAUUGGCCGAAGGAUGGACAGCCUCAAACAAACUGGGUCGCUCCUUCUGGUGACGUUUUCAUUAACUCUGAAAAAUAUUGGGUGGAAGUGGGGUUGGUUUCAGACUUCUUGCCAAACGUUGGAACUCCCAUUCUCUAUGGAGAUUCUCAACUUGCAGUGUUCAAUAACAAGCAAAGAGGAGAAUGGUACUGUACCCAGAACAUGUGCCCUCACAAACAGGCAUUCGUUUUGUCUCAAGGUAUCAUAGGAGAUACAAACGAUGUCCCAAAGGUUGCGUGUCCUCUUCAUAAAAAGGCAUUCAGCCUUGAGAAUGGACAACAGAUUAAUGAUGACGGAAACCUCAGUAUCUUCACUUUCCCAGUAAAGAUCGAAGGAGACAAGGUGCUUGUCGAACUUCCAGCUGAACCAGAAGUCGAUGCCAUUCUAGGUACACAUGGCCUACGUGUUCAAAAGACCGACUGCAUUGACAUCGCUGGUGACGCCAUGAAGGUCGCACCAAAGCCGAACAAAUUCUCGAAUGUGUAG